Molecule: messenger RNA, 1158 nt
Organism: Bombina bombina (fire-bellied toad)
Lineage: Eukaryota; Metazoa; Chordata; Amphibia; Anura; Bombinatoridae
Gene: ARC
Product: activity regulated cytoskeleton associated protein
Exons: 1
Coding region: 1-1158 (385 amino acids)
Biological process (GO): positive regulation of AMPA receptor activity; modulation of chemical synaptic transmission
Molecular function (GO): mRNA binding
Source: RefSeq, a predicted model, not a curated record
AUGGCAGCAGGCAUGGCUGUUGGUGGAGCCGUUGUACCCUCCCUAUCUGUCCCAGAGCAAAAAGUGGCUCUUCAAAUAGGAACAUGUAGUCCUGCUGAAAUGUUAGACAGAGUAAGAAAGACUCAGGUAUAUAUUCUGUCAGGAGUUUCUAGACAGGUAGAGAAUGAACUAAAGGGAUUUAAAAGGUCAGUACAAAGGUUAAAUUCUAACAUGAAUGAUCAGUCACCAGUAGUAGGAAUCCAAAGAUGGAAGAGAUCGAUAAAGGCUUGUCUUUUGAGGUGUCAAGGUACCUUGGUUAAUUUGGAAAGAUGGGUUAAGAGGGAGAUGAAUUCUUGGAGAGGUGUGUUUUCUCGUUUUGAGAAAAUGGUUAGCAAGGCAGAUGAGGAUUUGUGUAAGAGCUGCAAGAUGGAAGAAAAACACAAAAGGUCAUUUCUUGGUCUAGUGACAAAAAGUGAUAAAGAAAAGGAAGCAGAAGCAUCUGAGGAAUUAGUUGAUCCUUAUGCACCUACUCCAUCCCCUCCUUGCCAGCCCCACCAGUGGGUUGUAAUUUCAGUUGAUAUUUUGUCUUCCCCAGAGUUUGAUGCUGAUAUGUCAGAGGAUCCUAGAGAGUUUUUGGUGAACCUUGAGAAAUAUUUUAAAAGGAGUGGCUGGAAUGAGAAAAUUUGGUUGUCGCAGGUGGAUAACCACCUUAAGGGUGCAGCCAAAAAGUGGUGGGAGUACAGACAGGAGACAAUAGAUAACUGGCUUGAUUUCAAGGUAGCCUUUUUGCAGUACUGUGAAAGGUUGAUUGUAAGAGAGGCCAUUAAACGGGACUUAGAUCUUCCCCAGAGACGUUGGGAACCAUUAGAACAGUUUGUAUGGAAGAAAAGGGCAUUGUACCACAGACUUUAUGUAGAUGCCAAUGAGGAAGAGAUGAUCCAUUAUAUCAUAAGCACCCUUCACCCUGAAAUCAGACGUUUCUUGAAGACCCCACUUCCAAAGACAAUGGAUCAGCUAGUACAGAGAGGAAAGGAGAUUCAGUUUGAUUUUGAGCAGUCAGAGAAACAAUCUCGUAGGGCAUCUUACUCAGAAGAACAAGUCAGCACCAAAUUGAAGGUUACAGUUACAAAGGAUCCUUAUGAUAGUAGCAACAACCACUCAAUUACUGAAAAAAUCUAA